AUGAAUAUAGCAGUUAUGAACAGCAACACCGUGACAGAAUUUGUUAACGACAAACCAAAUUUCAACACUUUUGUGGACGAAUGGUUUGCCAUGAUAGACACCAAAGGCGGCGGUAGCCUCUCGCGAGACCAAGUUCGUGGCGGAUUCGGAAUGUUCAUGCCAUUAGGUUCAUAUUCGCAUCCUCAAGAAGAGGUUGACAGAAUGUUGGAAUUAAUAUUCACGAGAUUCGACGAAGAUCAUAACGGAUCUCUCGAUUUAAACGAGUUUAAGAAGUUAAUGACGGAGAUUAUGAAUGCAGUUGCUCGUGGAAUUGGUGGCUCUCCUAUUAUUGUUGCUCUUGAUAAAGAUAGCUUGCUUAUGAAGGCUGUUCAAAGAGAAUUGGCAACACACUCAUGA
This is a messenger RNA of Lathyrus sativus (Indian pea), 396 nucleotides long. The record is from the annotation of a GenBank genome assembly. NCBI's taxonomy places the organism in Eukaryota, Viridiplantae, Streptophyta, Magnoliopsida, Fabales, Fabaceae.